AUGCCCAUCUUUGGAGAAAAACCACACACCUCAAUUACGGUGAAAGUGAACCAACUCUCGAAACCAAAUAGGAAUGAAGAUGACUCAAUUGAGCUCUACUUGUCUGACUUGAUUCUGCUCAUAAAGCUUCAGCCAGGUCCUGGUCCUUCGGAAGCUGCAAGGGCAAUUCGUAAGAAUAUCAAGUACGGUACAACGGUGCAAACUCAAUUGAAUGCUUUGCAAAUUCUUGAGCUUCUUGUGCUCAAUUCAGGUCCGAAAAUCGGCCCUGUUUUGGCCUCAGAUGAUAAGUUGCUUGAUGUCUUGAAGGGCAUUAUCACUGGAUCAGGUUCCACGGGUACUGGAUCAAAGUACGACAAGGCUGUUCAGAGCAAAGCAAGAAGCCUUGCAAUUGGUUGGAAGCUGGAGCUUGAAGGCUUGGAUGGCUACAAGUAUAUGGCGAAUUUGUGGAAACUGGCUGGAGGCAAAAGAAGGGCCCUGGGAAGUCACCAACGUGGCCAUAGGAGAACUACUAGUGCUUUUGGCGACGAGAAUGCUUUGGACGAACCAGACCUCUUGGAUAGGGACGAUGAACUUCCCACCAGAUCUCCAAGAUCUCCAAGGACAACUCGCUCUCCACCCCCGCCUAGACCUGCCAAAAAAUCACCUCCCCCACGUCCUGUGCUGGCCUCGCCUUACUCGGCAGGAAGACCAGUCGAGGAUAAACCCAAGAAGAAGAAGGACAAGUCUAAGAAGAAGAAAAAGAGAUCCAGAAACGGCAUUGUGUAUGCUGACGAGCAAUUCAGAAUCCCCCAGAUCAACUAUAAAGUUGAGGCUCCAAAAAUCAGAAACAUCCUCUCGGAGUGCCAAACCCACACCAGUGCGUUGAACAAUGCUCUUCUCACAAUACCACCUGGCACAGAUCCUUUGGACGAUGAAAAGGCUGGAAAAGAGUUUGAGAAAUGUAGGAAGAUCAGAAGAAAGGUUCUUCAAUACUUGCAGUUUGUGGGUGCAGGCGACGAGUCAUCCAAAUCCAGGGAGACUAUUCAAAUGGAAGAGGAGUUUUUGGGCUCCUUGAUCAUGGCAAACGAGCAGCUCGUCGGCACAUUCACUCAAUUCGACAAGGCCUCUGGCUACACUCCCGAAAACCCGGGUCCCCACCAUUACGAUGCAGCUAGUGACAGUGAUUCCGACGAGAGCUACUACUCGAGUGACUCUGAGGAAGAGGAGGAGCCUGUGGAGGAUUCUAUAGAGCUGAGGCUCGAAUCGGCUCGUAUUCUGGAGGGAACUUCCUCGAAGCUACAGGAGGCAGUCAGAAACUCACCCCCAGUGCCACAGAAGCCAACCAAGGAGGCACCGGCACAGCCUUCAAAAGACCUGACUAUCCCAGAACAUCCAAAACUCAAGCGGGUUGCUACGGAUGCCACAGGAGUCUCUGUGGGUAGUGAGGACCCCUUUGGUGACAAGCAUGAGGUUUCCAGUACAUACUAG
Candidozyma pseudohaemuli is the source of this 1467-nucleotide messenger RNA. RefSeq lists its product as uncharacterized. Gene Ontology annotation, biological process: endocytosis; actin cortical patch localization; actin filament organization. The transcript has a single exon. Gene Ontology annotation, molecular function: ubiquitin binding; phosphatidylinositol binding. Gene Ontology annotation, cellular component: actin cortical patch. NCBI's taxonomy places the organism in Eukaryota, Fungi, Ascomycota, Pichiomycetes, Serinales, Metschnikowiaceae. Bases 1 to 1467 code for a protein of 488 amino acids. The record is from RefSeq and is a predicted model, not a curated record.